Messenger RNA from Echinops telfairi (small Madagascar hedgehog), 2855 nucleotides. RefSeq names its product glial fibrillary acidic protein (gene GFAP). The transcript has 10 exons. Gene Ontology annotation, biological process: regulation of chaperone-mediated autophagy; intermediate filament organization. The record is from RefSeq and is a predicted model, not a curated record. Lineage: Eukaryota; Metazoa; Chordata; Mammalia; Afrosoricida; Tenrecidae. The coding region runs from base 7 to 1422 and encodes 471 amino acids. Gene Ontology annotation, molecular function: structural constituent of cytoskeleton. Gene Ontology annotation, cellular component: cell projection; intermediate filament; cytoplasm.
CUGGACAUGGAGCGCAGACGUGUCACCUCAGCGGCCAGACGCUCCUAUGUCUCCUCCUCAGAGACAGUGGGGGGGGGUCUGGGUCGCCACCUAGGGCCGGGCGCCCGCCUCUCCCUGGCGCGAAUGCCCCCUCCGCUCCCGGCCCCGCGGGUGGACUUCUCCCUGGCCGGGGCCCUCAAUGCCAGCUUCAAGGAGACCCGGGCCAGUGAGCGGGCUGAGAUGAUGGAGCUCAAUGACCGCUUUGCCAGCUACAUCGAGAAGGUGCGCUUCCUGGAGCAGCAGAACAAGGCGCUGGCCGCGGAGCUGAACCAGCUGCGAUCCAAGGAGCCCACCAAGCUAGCCGAUGUCUACCAGGCCGAGCUGCGCCAGCUGCGCCUUCGCCUGGACCAGCUCACCGCCAGCAACUCACGGCUCGAGGUGGAGAGAGACAACCUGGCGCAGGAGCUGGCCACCCUGCUGCAGAAGCUCCAGGAUGAGAGCUGCCUGAGGCUGGAGGCCGAGAACAACCUGGCCGCCUCUCGACAGGAGGCAGACGAAGCCGCCCUGGCCCGCUUAGAUCUGGAGAGGAAGGCUGAGUCUCUGGAGGAGGAGAUCCGGUUCCUGCAGAAGAUUCAUGAGGAGGAGGUCCGGGAGCUCCAGGAGCAGCUGGCCCAGCAGCAGGUCCACGUGGAGCUGGACGUCGCGAAGCCAGACCUCACAGCAGCCCUGAAGGAGAUCCGCACCCAGUACGAGGCAGUGGCGUCCAGCAACAUGCAUGAGGCGGAGGAGUGGUACCGGUCCAAGUUCACGGACUUGACCGAUGCGGCCGCCCGGAACUCCCAGCUGCUCCGCCAGGCCAAGCACGAGGCCAACGACUACCGGCGCCAGCUGCAGGCCCUGACCUGCGACCUGGAGUCCCUGCGUGGCACGAACGAGUCCCUGGAGAGGCAGAUGCGAGAACAGGAGGAGCGCCACGCGCGGGAGGCGGCCAGUUACCAGGAGGCGCUGGCCCGGCUGGAGGAGGAGGGACAGAGCCUCAAGGACGAGAUGGCCCGCCACCUGCAGGAGUACCAAGAGCUGCUUAACGUCAAGCUGGCCCUGGACAUCGAGAUCGCCACGUACAGGAAGCUGCUGGAGGGCGAGGAGAACCGCAUCACCAUUCCCGUGCAAACCUUCUCCAAUCUACAGAUCCGAGGGGACAAAAGCACCAGAGAAGGGGAAGGUCCCAAGGUCACAAGACACCUCAAAAGGCUUACAGUCCAAGUUAUACCAAUUGAGAUGCCCCCCAUGGUAAAGGGGCCCCUGCAGGCUCUAGAAACCAGCCUGGACACCAAGUCCUUGUCUGAGGGCCACCUCAAGAGGAACAUCGUGGUGAAGACGGUGGAGAUGCGGGACGGAGAGGUCAUCAAGGAGACCACGCAGGAGCACAAGGAUGUGAAGUAACACAGGACCCCCUGGUGGCCCCUGCCCCCACAAGGCGGGGGCCUGUAGCACACAGCAGGGGAGCUGCUCCCCGCCUGUUAACUAAUCUCCCAGACCGCACACCUACCCUCCCCAUCUCUAUGCUUCUUUGCCAGCUUCCGCCUCAGGCCCCAUCCGCAUUAGGCAUGCCAGACGGCACCCGUGGGCACCCAGCCGCACCAACUACUGGCAUGAAUGCUGGGAGCUGCCUGUCCUGUACUCACCCACUCCCAAGGGGCACACCUGCAGGGCCUGGCCAGCAGCUCGGGUUUGGAUUGGGGUCAGGGGAGAAGGGGGGCAUGGCCAGCAGCUUGGCUUAGAAUUGGGAGGGAGAGGAGAUGUGGGGGGGAGCAGGGGGACCUGAUAAAGCACCCUUCAUAUCCCCAAUACUUGUUGUUAUGGCAACUGUUGCCAGAGCUGGUCUCAGCAGCGUGUGUCUGGGAACUGGGUCUCUGAGAGUCCUCCGGCGGCUGGAGGAAAACCGUGACUCCGGGAUGGGAAGGGUGGGGGGAGGCCCCGCAGGCCAGGAAGCCUGGGCCAGAGGCUGCUGCUUCCAGUUGGCCCUGGCCAGCCUGAGAGAAGUGGGCUUGUCCUAUCACUUGGCAUGGUCACCAGACAGAGUUCCCAGGCUGCCCAGGUCUCAGAGAGGCUCCACUGAGCCACCUUCCAGGGAACCAACUGCUGGGAUCCUGAGGUGCGGAGGUGGGGGGCCGGGGAAGAGCAUUUGGGGAUGUGAGUGUAAGUGAAGAGGGAGGGGGCGUUGGGAGUUGAGAGGGCCUGCCUGGCUCUAGGUGUGGGCACAGAGAGACCUAGCCUAGCCUGCCCCUCCCGCCCCCCAUGCAGGCUGGAGGGAAUGCUGAUCAGGAUGGUGGGGGCUGUGGGUGGCACUUGGCCUCUGGGUCAUGGGAAUCAAGAAGUGACGUGUCUUGAAGAUGCUGCUGAACGGGGCGAGACACGGGGGCCAGCUUCGUCCCACUUCCCCUGGCAUCCGUCCCUCUGCAGCCAAGGCUGCUCUGAAGCCACACUGCACCACACCACAUCUGCCCCCUUCCCGGCGAUGGCUGCUUUCCCCCAAGGGGCUCCUGUGGCUUGCUCUCUCACACACGCUCUAGGCAGCACUCUGUCUUAGAGCCGUGAACUUGGAGAGCAGCCGCUCCGGGCACAUGCUGCCACCCUCAGCACCUACUCUGCUUUCCCAGGAAGACCGCGGUAGGAACACAAAUGUUCCUCAGCCCGAGAAGGCCUUCUCCAGGCUCCCCGUCCCCGCUUUAAGGCCACAGGUGGGGGGCCCUUCGCUGUUUCCCAAGCUGGCUGCCCUCUCCCCACAACUCUCCUGGCACCUGCUGCUAGCCUUCAGAGCACUGCCGCUGCCAUUAGUCAAGGAGGAAAAAUAAAGACAAAGGUCGUUGUGGCCA